Mytilus californianus (California mussel) is the source of this 1066-nucleotide messenger RNA. RefSeq lists its product as uncharacterized. The transcript is spliced from 6 exons. Bases 63 to 515 code for a protein of 150 amino acids. Lineage: Eukaryota; Metazoa; Mollusca; Bivalvia; Mytilida; Mytilidae. The record is from RefSeq and is a predicted model, not a curated record.
ACUUCCGGCUUUUGGAUCACUUGAUACAGUUUGCAUAUGAUAUCCUUGUCGACUGUAAAACAAUGUCAGUUAUUUACAUGAUUCUCAUACUUUGUUUUAGUGACAAAGGAAAUAGUUUAGAAGGUAUUCCCAGUACAUUAUGUAUGGACACAGAAAGGAAUAGAGAGUAUUGCUGUUCGGACUAUGAAGACAUAAAUGGUACAUGUACAGAGUGCAAAAUUGGUUUUAUAUCAAUAAGUGGAAAAACGGGUUUCCAUUGUCCGAACAACAGAUUUGGAGAAAGAUGUUUGGCCCGUUGCAACUGUACUGAGAUUGAAGAACGGUGUGAUCAUGUGAAAGGGUGCGUUCCAAAGUUUGAAGUUAGCAGAGAUGUCAAUUAUACAACGAGAUCAGAGGUGGAAUCAAUGACGGUCUUUGAAUUGAAUGUGCUUAUCUUCUGGGCAGCAAUAGCAGGUAUAAUAGUUAUGAUUGGUGGCUGGGCUUUACCUGCUUUUGUAAUAAACGAAACAAGAUAAAUGCAAAUAUGAUCAUUGGGGAAAACGGAUUUCCAAACGUUUUGGAAAAUGCAGGCCAUGAUGAAUUCCAUCUGAUCGAAGACACACAUGUAGCUAGUAGCUCAUAUUUACAAGUUAUAAAUGGAUCGUAUGGCACUAUCAUUGGUAGCAAUGGAAAUGAAGAUCGCUGCAGGCAUCUCAACCCGUACGUUAGCUUGGUUCCUAAAACCAGCGAUACACAUUACUACAUGUACUAUGAAUAAAGGAAACAACAACAUAGUGAUACAUUAUCCUUCCUGUCUUUAUUCAUGUACAAAUAUAUUAGAAAUGAAUAAAAGAAACUAAAUAAUACUACAAUUGAGAAUUUCUAAAGAUAGUCAAAUAUUUGUAUUAAUCGUCGAACAGCAUUGGAAGAUUUGUUUCAUUUUUGUCUUUUAUUUUCAUUUUCAAAAGAUAUAAGGGAGAAAGUGCACCAUCUUGAUACAAAAAUCAAUGUUUAAUCAGGUUCCUAGUAAAACAUAAACUUUUCGGACAAAAAGUAACAGAUCAAUGGUACAAUGUUUUAUACGUUG